Messenger RNA from Rhizoctonia solani, 1788 nucleotides. RefSeq names its product FGGY-family carbohydrate kinase. NCBI's taxonomy places the organism in Eukaryota, Fungi, Basidiomycota, Agaricomycetes, Cantharellales, Ceratobasidiaceae. The record is from RefSeq and is a predicted model, not a curated record. Gene Ontology annotation, cellular component: cytosol. The transcript has 4 exons. Gene Ontology annotation, biological process: xylulose metabolic process. Gene Ontology annotation, molecular function: D-xylulokinase activity. The coding region runs from base 1 to 1788 and encodes 595 amino acids.
AUGUUUGCCCCACUCUUCCUCGGGUUUGACUUGUCUACACAGGCUCUCAAGGCCUCUGCCAUCUCUGUGGGCUCCGACCAAGUCCUCGUCUCUGCUACUGUCAGCUUCGACAAGGAUUUGCCCCAUCACAAUACCUCUAAUGGGUCUAUCGUUAGCCUUGCUGGAGAUGGUGAAAUUACCACGCCCGUCGCAUUGUUCCUUGAUGCCAUUGACCUGGUGAUGCAACGUCUGAAAGACGCUGGACUCGAGUUCGGGCGAGUCCUCGCUGUUGGGGGCGCUGCCCAGCAACAUGGUUCUGUGUACUGGUCCCCCUCGGCCACGUCGCUCCUUGCGAACCUCGACCCCAGCAAGUCUCUCACCGCACAACUCGCUGCGGACGCAUUCUCGCUUCCCAAUGCCCCCAUUUGGCAAGAUUUCAGCACUGCCAGAGAAUGUCGCAUCAUCGAAGCUGCCGUUGGAGGCCCUCAGGCACUAUCAGAUUUAACUGGAAGCAGGGCUUACGAGCGCUUUACCGGAUCUCAGAUCCUCAAGGUUGCUUCUCGGACACCUGAUGUCUAUGCACGCACAGCCCACAUCUCGCUCAUCUCUUCUUUCUUGACAUCCUUGUUCCUUGGCAAAGUCGCUCCUGUCGAAAUUGCUGACGCUAGCGGGAUGAACCUUAUGAACGUUCACACAUGCAAAUACGACGAACAGUUGCUUGAUAUCUGUUCGGGUGGAACCGGAAAUGGCCCGGAGUUGAGGGAAAAAUUGGGCGGAGAGCCAGUAAUGGGGGGCACGAAUAUGGGCAGAGUCUCCGGAUGGUGGAUCGAGCGGUUCGGAUUCAAUUCUGAUUGCCUUGUGACGCCUUUCACGGGCGACAACCCCUCGUCCAUCGUGAUGCUUUCGUCUCCGGGAGACGCAAUCCUCUCCUUCGGGACUUCCACGACUCUCCUAGUCUCUAUUCCUCCCUCCAACGAACCUCCAAGUUGCACAACCACCUCUCAUAUUCUGUCUCACCCUACUACAGCCGGCGGUUCUAUCGCCAUGCUCUGCUACAAAAAUGGCGGCCUAACGCGCGAAGCAGUCCGGGACGAACACGCCUCAAGGUCCUGGGACGAAUUCAAUACUCUGCUGACUUCUACACCACCGGGUAACAGUUCCAAAUUUGGCUUCUAUUUUACCCUUCGCGAAAUCAUUCCCGACGGCGUAUACGGAGAAUUCUUCUUCGAUCAUACGAAGACUAUCCAAUCUCAAGACCUUACUCAAGCCGAACACACUCGGGCAGUAGUCGAAUCUCAAUUGAUGAGCAUCAAGACUCGCUUGCAAGCCAUCUUGCAUGGAAACGGCGGUGUUAAGCGGUGUAUCGUGACGGGAGGAAGCUCCACCAACACCGCCAUGCAGCAAGUUUGCGCAGACGUCUUGGGCUUGCCUGUCUACGUUGCCGAGGCUUCGGGAUCCGCCACCGUAGGAGGUGCGCUACUCGCCCGAUGGGGUUGGUACCGCGCAACGGGAUCGACCAAGGGCUUGGACCAUGCGCAAGACUGGCAGGGAAGGCGCGAAGAGAUUCCGCUGGAAGCGACCCGCGAAGGUGGAGGUGUGCGCGUCAAGCUCGUCGCCGAACCUCAUCCUGAAGCUGUUGAGGUGUAUAAUCUCCUUGUCCAUGCUUACCAACAAAACGAAGAGGAGGUUGUGCGAGUUUGUAGGGCUCGCGAUCUGGCUGCGACCAGCAAGCUUGUUUCGAUUGCCACUAAGCCUGCGAUAGGACUGUGGCGCUCGAUCUUAGGUGUUUUCGGAUUGCUACUUGAUUGA